Molecule: messenger RNA, 772 nt
Organism: Oppiella nova
Lineage: Eukaryota; Metazoa; Arthropoda; Arachnida; Sarcoptiformes; Oppiidae
Source: the annotation of a GenBank genome assembly
AGAUUCAGUGCUUUUUGGACCACUUUUUCACUCAAAUGUCAGACAUUUUUGUCUCGGAUUUUGAAAACAUUUGACAUUUCACUCAAUCUUAUUGUCCAAACACUGCGGCAAUGGUCUGUCAGUCGUCGCACAGACACCACUGAACCCAUUAUCACCGAAACACCACGAACUCGUUGGCGGCCAACAAAUGGAGGAAUUAAUAAAAGUCUUAAAACUGGGAAAUAAAAGCGAUAUCAACAACAAAUUGCAACAAUUCUUGAAUCAGUUCGGGAACGUGUUUACAGUGGAGGACAGCCUACAGCACAAGAAGUCGCUGUUGGAGAGCCUGUUCCGAGUGCUUCGGGACCCGGAGUUCGUUGGCGAACAGGUCUUAUGUCUUCAAGUGUUGCGGAUCCUCACCAGAGAUAAGAGCCAUUUGGAUGAGCUGUUCAGCGCCGACCGCAUCGAGACUGUGCUCCACUUAGCUAUGCUGGUGGGCGAGGAGGAGGCCUUCAUGACCCGCCAGAACGUGCGGUUCGACCCGCAAGUGGUGGUCGAGGCGCAGAAGUGUCUCUGCAAUCUCAUCUACAACUCCCACACCAUUCAGAAGCUGUGCGCCAAUAACUCGUGUAUUGAGGGCAUUAUGUUGAGGCUGAGGAUGCAUCCCGACCCCCAACUGCCACAAGAAGUGAAGUACUUUGAUAUGCGGAUGCUUUUCCUAAUCUCCGCGCUUUGCGCUGAAGUUCGGCCGCGAAUUCGCGAUGAAUAUCAUGGACUCAUAUAUCUUAUGGAA